This is a messenger RNA of Phytophthora sojae, 2646 nucleotides long. RefSeq lists its product as hypothetical. The record is from RefSeq and is a predicted model, not a curated record. The transcript has a single exon. Gene Ontology annotation, cellular component: membrane. NCBI's taxonomy places the organism in Eukaryota, Oomycota, Peronosporomycetes, Peronosporales, Peronosporaceae. Gene Ontology annotation, biological process: intracellular signal transduction; cyclic nucleotide biosynthetic process; monoatomic ion transport. Bases 1 to 2646 code for a protein of 881 amino acids. Gene Ontology annotation, molecular function: monoatomic ion channel activity.
AUGCCGGCACUUUCGGCGAGCAGCCAGCGCGGAAUCCCCGUCAAGCAGAUCGCUUCGUCCACUGGCGGGGCCUCGGACAGCAAUGAAGGGGCUACGGGACCCAAACGCGCGCUCCGUCACGCGAUGACAUUAUCGCACUUCCCGUCCAGCCGCAGCUUGAACAAAGUGGCCCCCGAAGACGUGGUGCCACCCCCGCCAUUGACACGGAAGGAGAAGGUGCUGGCGUUUGUCGAGAACAAGUACGUGAGCUCCUUCAUGACGGCCUGUACCAUCUUCACGCUCUUUGGAGACGACUUCCGCGUGAGCUUCUUCCCGAAAAGUGCCGACACGCACGUGUACAACCUCCUGUUCGCGCUCUUCAUCUUCUUCACCAUUGAGCUCGUGCUCAACGUGUACAGCCGACCCAACUACUUCAACCACGGGCGGGGAUUCUCCUUCUACAUGGACUUGAUCUCAACGCUUUCGGUGAUCCCCGAUGUCGAUUGGAUCUGGGUUCAAGUCGUGGGCUCCUCCAGCUCGAGUAGCUCGUCACAGGCUGCUGCACUGAAAGCUGGUCGAGCAUCGCGUGCGGGUACCAAAGCUGGUCGAAUAGUGCGUCUCGUGCGGUUGUUCCGAGUGCUGCGCAUCCUGCGCGUGGUCAAGAAGAACAAGAACGGAGAAUCCAAGAAGGUGCAGAUCUCCGAGCCGUCGAAGAUCGGCAAGGUGUUGACCGAGAAGACCACACGGAGGCUGAUCGUACUAGUGCUUCUUAUUAUUAUCGUAUCACCAAUUAUCGACGGCACUGUGGAUCCGACACAGGAUGAUUUUCAGACUUCGCAGUUCGAGCGACUGCAUCGCUACUCUCAGGACUACAACACGUCUGGAACGAUCUCGAUGGCGCACAUGCAGAGUCUUGUGAGCGAAUAUGUGCGCGAUUCGAACGGGUUGCUAGUCCAGAUGGAGCUCACAGGCGUGGAUAAUACUCUGCUGAAGUCGUGGCUAACGGAGCUCAAGUUUCAGUCGCUUAAUAGUGACGAGAGCGACUGGCAGUUCGGCUCAAACCAAACCUUGACAACCAACCCGAAAACAGGCUGGUCCGCCUCGUAUCUCACGGACGACCCGAGCUCCAAGUACCGCACGACGGAGAUCGCUACUGUGGACAACUUGGGGUGCUUUCUCAACGACAUGUGCGUCGACUGUGACUCGUCCACCGGCACGAGCGAUUGCCACUCGUUCGUGACGUACGACAUUUCGUCCUACACGAAGAACACGGCGAAUUUGAACAUCGGCAAGACGAUCAUCGUCAUGUUUUGCUUUGCCGUGUCCAUCUUCGUGCUCACCAAGGACGCCGAGUCGAUGGUUAUCGGACCUAUCGAGCGCAUGAUGCGGCUGGUUACGCAGCUAGCUCAAAACCCGCUCGGGUCCACCGAGGCCAAGCGCGAGGAGUACGAGGAAGACGCGCCGACCGGCACGGAUUACGAGACCAAGAUGCUGGAGGACACGCUGAGCAAAAUCGGUCGCCUGCUGCAAGUUGGUUUCGGUGCUGCUGGUACGGAGAUUAUCGCCAAAAACAUGGGAGGAGCUGGCGACCUGGACGUGAUGAUUCCGGGUAAGAAGAUCACGUCCGUCUUCGGGUUCGGCAUCAUCGAGCACUUCACCGAGACGUGCAGCAUUCUGGAGGAGGAUGUCAUCACGUACAUCAACACGAUCGCCGAAAUUGUGCACGGCGACGCCAAAGUGUUCCACGGCGCGGCGAAUAAAAACAUUGGCUCGGCGUUCCUGCUCGCGUGGAAGAUUUGCGAUGGAACGCUGCCAGGUAUGCGCGACCCUCGUGACCCUGCUGACAAACCUCGGAUGUUACCCGCUGAGAAGGCGAGAAAGCGCGAAGGGAUUUACGUCAAAAGCACGGGAUCGGGUACUGCAGUUCGACGCAUCGGACCCACGGAGCUCGUGGACAGCGCGCUCACUGCUGUGUUGAAGAUGCGCGUGGACAUUCACAACGCCAACCACCACGGCACGCUGCACAAGUACUGCAACAACACGAAGCUCAUCGCUGCGUUCGACAACUUCGAGGUACAUAUGGGCUUCGGAUUACAUAUCGGCUGGGCCAUUGAAGGCGCCAUCGGCUCGAGAUUCAAGAUCGACGCCUCGUACUUGUCCCCGAACGUCAACAUGGCUGCACGACUCGAAGCCGCCACGGGGCAGUUCGAUGUCCCCAUGUUGAUCUCCGAGUGGUUCGUCGACGAGUUAUCAGCAGAAGCCCGUCGAUUCUGCCGCAAGAUCGACCGCGUCGCUGUCAAAGGUAGCGAGAUCCCCAUGGACUUGUGGACGUUCGACAUCGGACGAUACCCAACGGAGGGUGUACCACCGGAAAUCAGCGCCGACGGGAGGCAAAAGCCUGUCGAGUUCGGCUUCGACCCAAUCUACCCCGCGCUUCAGGAGGGCAUUCCCUCGACCUUCUUCUCCAACUUCCACGAGGGCAUCGGCGCCUACUUCGCCGGCAAGUGGGACGUAGCACGAGCCAAACUUACAGCAGCAAACCAGAUCUGGGAGGACGGCCCCACCAAGGUUGUGCUCAAGGUCAUGGAGACGGAAGGACGGACAGAAGAGGGCGAGUUCGCAGCGCCCACGUGGUGGAAAGGGUACCGGCAGCUCACGGAAAAGUAA